UAGACAUGAGAGUACGCGCCAAUCACAAAUAGUCAGAUACCGAGCGUGAUUAUUAUGUAUCUCCAUAAUCUUGCCACGUGCUUGUACAGGAAUUACAAAGGAAGAUGAUCGAUAAAAUAUGUCGCAUCACCGAACGAACCUUGCACAAAUACAACAGCAUCCAGCUUCUCUUCUAAUAUCGACAGCAGCAGCGACGACACUUGGCCAGACUCGCCCGACUCCGAUCUGUCGGUCCCAUCGUGAACCGGUCCCGAGUCACCUCGACUGCUCCUUAGAUGGCUUAUUUGUGAAACUCGUAUACAAUCGUGACAAUCGUGUCGUCCUCCGGAAGAUGAGUCUCAGGGAAGUCGUGGAGAGGAUUCAGCAUGUUCCUUCGUAUCUUCCUGAAGAUAAUGAAUAGAUAAAUACUUCGAUGCCCGCUGCAGCAACGAUAGCCGACGAGGACGACGUACGGUGCUACACAGGGGGUCGUAUUUUGCCACAGUCGGAAAGUCCUGGCGACAGCCCCAAUAACGGAAGACGACGUCAUCGGAUACUCUCGGGAUAUUCACGGGAUCUCUUCUAUGUGCUUCCACCACGUGGACGCUGCCCCACGUUGUUUCGAUACAUUUGGGACUGCCGCGUGCUGCCCCGUCAAUCAUGGAUGUUGACUGCCCGAUCGUAAGCCUGAAGCGAUCCAGCAGUGCGCCGAUGAUUAACGAGAUUAGCGCGACCAUGUCCGUCACGACGCCGUCUACAUCAUCGUCGAGGGAUGCUGUGUCAACCUACAAUAUAUUUUCUAAUUCUACGCGAUCACGACGCUUCAGCACUAGCAGUCCUGGUAAUGUUCCUAGAUUGACACCACGUGUGAGUCAAUUAAGACAGGAAGAAUGUGUAGAUGUUGCUGGCCGGGAAGCUGCACAUGAGAAGGAAAUUCAUAGUGCCAUGCAAAUAUCUCAGUCAUGGGAAGAUCUCACUUUGGAGGCGGAAGGACUAUCGUUCAAAGAUUCAGAGCCUUCUACACAGCAGCUUAACAAAAUGGAACGACCAAAGAGGUCGUUAGAUCCUCUAAGUUUAAAUCUAUCUAUUGGCUCAUCCCAGUGUUCUUCACCUUCACCCACAAGAUCAGGAUUUAAUCAAAGACAGUGUUAUUCUCCUGGCAUUCAUCUUUGGAAGAAUAAUUUGUCUCCUAGUCCUACGAGAAAAGCAUUUGCCACAAGGCGCAGCUUAAGUCCUAUAGCGAUAAGGCCAAGCUGUUUGGGGCCAGUUAAAAGAAAGUUCGAAUUAGACGAGACCGGGAUGGAUCACAACUUGCAGCCACCUGCAAAGCGCACGUCUGGUUUAUUGACAUCGGUUACAUCCAGGCUAGAUGCAAUGUCCAGUCCACUUCCAGGGACUAUUAGUUCUGUCGGUACACCUGAAUCGUUAUCGAGCGCAGAUUCACCUAGUUUCUCCUUCCGACCAGUGGACAGUCCGUCGCCGGUUCGCGCAGCUCCAAACAGUGACAGCGAUUCUCUAUCAGAUGCGAGUAAUCAAAGUAAACCAACAGAUCACAUUCAUGUCGAGCAGAUCAAUCAGGACAAUCACAGAUGAAUACAAGAGAUCGCGUCAUCGGACGUGUGAGAAUUUAGAGAUUCGACGUGUCGUAUUACGUGAUUAUUUUUGGCAUAUCGAUGUAGGAAAUAGAUCUAUGUCCUGCAUAUUGAAUCUAAAGUUCAGUGUAUCUUUCUCGUCGAUCUUGUCGUUCAAAGUGAAAAAAGCAGCGUUCUCGUAAUAGGACAUGGAUUGGAACUUUAAUGCAAGUGUGGUGUAUCUUAGAGGAAAUACCUCUAAUACGUUCUUCUUUUGAUGUACGAGUAAGCGUAGCGCCAAGAGUGUUCUCCUUUCAUUAUGCUACUUAUAUACAUAUCGACAAGAAGACGCUUCAUGUGUCUCAUAAUCGUUCUGUUAGAUUUAUUCCAGAGUGAAGCGUAUCCAUACUAUAAAUGAUUCAUUCUUUGUUUCUUUUUCCUUUUUUUAAGUAGUGAUGAUACAAUGAUGCUGUAUGAAUGCGAUAAUUUCCUUCUCUCUUUCAUCAUCCUCUGUUUUGCUCUUUAUCCUACUCACCGCUCACUCUUAUUUUAGCUUUUGUUAUCUAUUUGUAAUGAUAAUGUUUGAUAAAUCAUGUUUUGAGCAUUGGAUAAUUCUCUAUCCAACGAGUGUAAUUUUUAUAAUUCAAACUGUAUUUGUUACACAAAUGAUCAAAGUUGUAUUUUCAAACUGUAUUUGUUACACAAAUGAUCAAAGUUGUAUUUUCGCGUUUAUAAUCACAAUGGCUCAGUAAUAUUGUAGACAUAAUCAUAUACAUAUUGAUGCCUUUCUUUGUUAUAUUAUUUUCACUGAUAUCAGUGGGACUUGAAUUUUGAUUUUACCAAAAGGAAUGUGGGUUCCUUAUGCAUAUAUUUUCAACGUGCAUGUUUAAUUAAAUAUGACUAAUAAAUAUGACUAAUAAAUAUUUGAAAAAUUUACUCUAAAGCAAAAAAAGUAUGUUAAAAGCAGAAAUCGUAAUGUAAGAAUUUAAAAUAUACCUGAAAGUUUGAAAGAUUAGAAUAUCGUUUAAAUAUCUAUCUUCUCAGAUGUUUGAGUUUUUUAGAGGUAGGUACAUAUCCUGCAAGAAUAUGUCUUUUUGAAUAUUAAUAACAACGAGAAAAUUCGUGCAUAUCGCUCGUCUUUCUUAGUUUCAACUGUUAAUUUGCCGAAAGCUCGAUCAAGUAUAAAAUUCGAGUCCCAAUGUAUAUCAGACAUGUACACACACUCUUGUAUUUCAUGAGAUAAUGAUCUUGUUCUACAUAUAAAUAAUAACAAUAAUAUAUAGAUACGCGUUUGUGUUUCAAAUUUCUCGAAAUAAUAUAUGAAUAAUUUUUUUUUCUCUUUUUCUCUUUGAUGCUUUUUUAUGAAUAAUGAUGUCACAGUUUCUGCAGGAUGUUUUCUUAAAAACCAAAGCAUAAGUAUUAAGUCCAUUAUAUUAUAGUUAGUAGUCCUCGCCUUUUUCCCACCCGCCAUUUUUCUUUCCUUUUCAAAAUGCGUGAUUUCAUGCUGACAUGUGUGAAAUGGAUCAAACUCCAUAUAUUUCUGACAAAAUAUCUCUCAGAAAUUAUAACGCAAUAUAUUAUGCAUGAUCUUUAGAUCGAACGGAGCAUUCCAUAUUAUUUCAAUCAAAGGCAUUACUUUUGGAAUAUAUAUUUGUAUAAAUA
This is a messenger RNA of Camponotus floridanus (Florida carpenter ant), 3212 nucleotides long. RefSeq names its product protein FAM122A. Gene Ontology annotation, molecular function: protein serine/threonine phosphatase inhibitor activity. The record is from RefSeq and is a predicted model, not a curated record. The coding region runs from base 640 to 1572 and encodes 310 amino acids. The transcript has 6 exons. Lineage: Eukaryota; Metazoa; Arthropoda; Insecta; Hymenoptera; Formicidae.